Fragaria vesca subsp. vesca is the source of this 1606-nucleotide messenger RNA. Its product is annotated as tryptophan--tRNA ligase, cytoplasmic-like. The transcript is spliced from 12 exons. Gene Ontology annotation, cellular component: cytoplasm. Lineage: Eukaryota; Viridiplantae; Streptophyta; Magnoliopsida; Rosales; Rosaceae. The record is from RefSeq and is a predicted model, not a curated record. The coding region runs from base 165 to 1361 and encodes 398 amino acids. Gene Ontology annotation, biological process: tryptophanyl-tRNA aminoacylation. Gene Ontology annotation, molecular function: tryptophan-tRNA ligase activity; ATP binding.
AAACAUAGUUAUGACCUAAAACCACGAAGAUUAUUUAUAACUUUUAGCCUUAAAAUUAUGACUAGAAAGAAAUUGGGAGUAGACUAGAAUUUGAGAGUAGAUAAAUUUUGUGUUUAGGUCAAGGCCGGAGUGGAACUCUCUGACUGUCUGAGACCUCAGUGCAAAUGGAGACAAAGCAAAACGGAGAAGAAGAGCAGCAGAUUGUGAAUCCAUGGAAGGUGGAGGCCAAAGAAGGCGGCAAAAUCGACUACGACAAGCUCAUAGACCAGUUCGGUUGCCAGCGUAUCGAUCAAUCUCUCGUCGACCGCGUCCGCCGUCUCACCUCCCGCCCUCCCCACGUCUUCCUCCGCCGCGACGUCUUCUUCGCCCACCGGGACUUGAAUGAGAUUCUGGACGCGUAUGAGAGAGGAGACAAGUUUUAUCUCUACACUGGAAGAGGACCUUCCUCUGAGGCUUUGCAUUUGGGGCAUCUCAUCCCCUUCAUGUUCACUAAAUAUUUGCAGGAUGCCUUCAAGGUCCCGCUGGUUAUACAACUUACAGAUGAUGAGAAAUGUAUGUGGAAGAAUAUUAGUGUGGAGGAAAGCCAGAGGCUUGCGAGGGAAAAUGCCAAAGACAUCAUUGCCUGUGGUUUUGAUGUGACACGAACCUUUAUAUUUUCCGAUUUCGAUUAUGUCGGUGGUGCUUUCUACAAGAACAUGGUAAAGGUUGGGAAGUGCGUCACUUAUAAUAAGGUGGUUGGCAUAUUUGGUUUUACUGGCGAAGAUCACAUUGGAAAAGUUAGUUUUCCACCGGUACAGGCAGUACCAUCAUUUCCAAGUUCUUUUCCACAUCUGUUCUCUGGUCAAGAUAAUCUUCGGUGCUUAAUACCCUGUGCGAUUGACCAGGAUCCUUAUUUUAGGAUGACCCGGGAUGUCGCUCCACGCAUCGGAUAUCACAAGCCUGCUUUAAUAGAAUCUUUAUUCUUCCCUGCCCUCCAGGGAGAAACAGGGAAAAUGUCGGCUAGUGAUCCGAAUUCCGCCAUCUAUGUAACUGAUUCCGCAAAGGAUAUUAAGAGCAAGAUAAAAAAGUUUGCUUUUUCUGGGGGGCAAGAUACAAUAGAGAAACACAGAGAGUUGGGAGCAGAUCUCGAGGUAGACAUACCAUAUAAAUAUCUGAAAUUUUUUCUGGAUGAUGACAUUGAGCUCGCUCAUAUAGGAAAGGAGUAUGGUGCAGGUCGAAUGUUGACAGGGGAAGUGAAGCAGAGGCUCAUUCAAGUUUUGACAGAAAUUGUGGAGAGACAUCGUAGGGCUAGAGCUGCUGUCACUGAUGAGAUGGUGGACGCGUUCAUGGCAGUGAGGCCUCUCCCAAAUAUGUUCAACUAAAGUUGAGGACAGUAACACUCGCAAUCCUUGGAUGAAGCACUGGCUUUGUCUGGUGAUACAAUUUCAGCCUUUAGUUAGAUAAAGAAUUUUCAUUUUUGAUGGCAUUUAUGUCAACCACUAUAUUCUUGUGAGUUAGCAAAACUGAAUGCAAGAUGAACACCAUUGUUUAAAGGCUAACAUUGUAUGACAGAUUCACAGUGAACCCCCUUCCACUGGAGUAGUUUCAAACAAGUUUGCAUGGUUAC